Salvelinus fontinalis (brook trout) is the source of this 1164-nucleotide messenger RNA. RefSeq names its product high choriolytic enzyme 1 (gene hce2l2). The record is from RefSeq and is a predicted model, not a curated record. The transcript has 9 exons. Lineage: Eukaryota; Metazoa; Chordata; Actinopteri; Salmoniformes; Salmonidae. Gene Ontology annotation, molecular function: metalloendopeptidase activity; zinc ion binding. Bases 278 to 1072 code for a protein of 264 amino acids. Gene Ontology annotation, biological process: proteolysis.
UCUGGACAUGCAGAUCUCCCCGGCCCCACACAUUAUAGGUGGGGAGGUCUCCUCUACGCUCACUAGACUUGAGGAGGAGACUAAACCCAUUGGCCCCGCAGUGAUAGGGUAUUGCAUGGACCGGGCUCAUGCCCUACUAAGUGGGGAGAGGUAUUUCCAGCUUGUCUAGAGAGGGAGGCCUACAUUUGAUGUGGGUAGUACCAUCCACGCCCAUUGAUUUGCUGUGGAACCAUAACACGGACGGGAAGAAGGUUCCCACUGGGCACGGAUCACAGGAAUGGGACAGAGUACCUCAGUGAGCUUCAAAAGGUUCCCCAAAAGUUAUUCAGAUGAUCACGUUGUACGCAGUGAGAUGACAGCGAUGGAUCUAAUCAUAGAGGCCAAUGAGUUCCAAGCCGCCCAGGUUCCAGACGGCACUAGUUUCAGGGAUGGAGAUAUCGCUGUGACUACGGGGAGGCGCUCUAAGGUCUGUUUCGCAUGCAGCUGUCUGUGGUCCAAGUCAGUGGACGGACAUGUCUACGUUGCAUACAGGCUCUCAUUGGACUACAGUGACUUGGAUCAGAGGAUAAUUAAGGCAGGUAUGGAGGACAUGGAGAGAGGUACCUGUGUGCGUUUUGUUCCAUGGACACAUCAGAGGGACUACCUGGAUAUCCAGCCUAAGUCGGGGUGUUGGUCGUAUCUCGGGCAGCGUGGUGGCCGACAAACUUUAUCUCUACAGUCUCCUGACUGUAUGUUGUCUGGCGUGGUCUCCCAUGAACUCAUGCACGCCCUGGGAUUCGUGCACGAACAUUCCCGCAUCGACCGCGACAACUAUGUCACUGUCCUGUGGGAGAACAUUUGGAAGGAUCGCGUACGGAACUUUGAGAAGUUCAAAACCAACUCUCUGGACGUUCCCUAUGACUACGGCUCCAUCAUGCACUUUGGAAUGUAUUCCUAUUCAGAAGAUGGAGAUCCUACCAUCAAACCUAAGAGGACGAACCAGAAAACUCAUCUGGGGCAGAGGACCGGUCUCAGUCAACUGGACAAAAUGAAGAUAAACAUUCUCUACAAAUGUGAAACCCUGGAGGAUUAGAACAAUCAAAACAGUGAAACCUAUAAUCCACUGAAUACAAUCACUGGUGUCAGAUAGUGGGAGAAUUUAAAUAAAGAUUGAUUGACAACUUA